This is a messenger RNA of Plenodomus lingam JN3, 879 nucleotides long. NCBI's taxonomy places the organism in Eukaryota, Fungi, Ascomycota, Dothideomycetes, Pleosporales, Leptosphaeriaceae. The record is from RefSeq and is a predicted model, not a curated record.
AUGUCAUGGGCUCCCGCCGACCCGCGAUUUUUCUUCCUUUUCGCGGGUCUGGUGGCACUGGUGCGAGUGUUUCGUUUCGCGAGCCAGGCGCGGCUGUGUAUGUGUGAGAGUGUGUUGGCCAAUGAGACUGUAUACUAUGUAGACCGAGAGUCUCGAACAUUGCCAUCGCUCACGGUUGCCCACCAUGGCCAUCGUUACUGCGAGUCGCGACCAUUGAAAAUCUGCAGCAUUCCCGAUCGGAGACUGGUUUUCUUCUCCACCAAAGCCCCCGACCUCGUGCAAGCACGCUCUUCCCCCCACUCGACCAAACUUGAAAAGGUUCCCACAUCAAUACGGGCAGCCGGUGAAGUGACGCCAGGAUCUGGUCAGCCCGCUUUCACCGUUUCGAGGGUUUGUGAGCGGAGACUGGCAAGCAGGUGUACACCAUACCUGGGACUCUUGGCCGAGCAACACCAUCAGUUGGAUCAGUGUUUCUAUGAGAAGAGUUUGGGAGACUGGGACAAUGGCCAACAUGAUGGAAUACUCGCCAACGCUCUCUGCCACCAGCGAGAUGACCGAGGAAGAGCUGGAUAUCUACUUUGCGUCCUACGUUCCUCUCUCCAACUUGCCAACCCCUCCACCCGCAAAGGAGCAAGCCAUAGCGAAAGCCGCAGCAUUCGAGACACCGUCACAAACACAAUCAUCGUCAUCAUCAUCAUCAUCAUCAUCAUCAUCCUCAUCGACACGCACAAGCUUCACAAAGGCAACUACACAUGGUACGUAUUCUUUGUGUUUUCCCUCUCGUCAUCGGCUCUGUUGCUACUGUUCUGUUUACGGAAUGCUGUUUGUUGGACGGUCAAUAUGCUCGAGUCGGACCGCUUGAACCGGUCCCCUGCAUAA